Molecule: messenger RNA, 805 nt
Organism: Aegilops tauschii subsp. strangulata
Lineage: Eukaryota; Viridiplantae; Streptophyta; Magnoliopsida; Poales; Poaceae
Source: RefSeq, a predicted model, not a curated record
CGAGAUCGAUUGGCGUCCCUCGCGAAAAAAAUAUAGUUCGGUCGACAAAGAGGGCCCUUUCGCCUGUCGAGCUCUCCUCUUCCUUUGACCUAGACAGAACGCGCCGCCGCCGCACCGUUUUGAUCUCGCCAUCGCCGUCGUAGUACCCUCUGCUUCCACCCUUUCUCCUCCAAAUCGCUCGGUACUUCGAAUCCACAUCGCCUCCAGAAAUCCUAACCCCGGUCCCAAUGGCGAAGAUGACGAGGUACGAUGACGACAAAGACAACGAGGCGGCCUGCUCCUCCUCCUUCGAGGAGCAAAUGACCUGUCCGACGCCGGCGGAUCCGUCUGGCGAGGAUGGGAAAAGGGCGAGGUGGAUGGGGAGGUGGACGAGGAGGAGAUUGAGGCCAUCACAACCGGUGCGGGCGCUGACGAACAGGCUGACGGCUGUGCUGCCGCUGCAGGCGGGGAAGGAGAUGAGAAGGAGCCGGAGUCCACCAACGACGACGAGAUUAUGCAACCAUCAUAUUUGCACGCCAUCUGGGAUAACAAAAGCAUGCCAGACAGACUGAGGGAUGUAUAUGAGAUUCAAGAUGGUAGUGAUUUCUUACAUGGUGUUGUAAUACGCACACAGUGCUAGCACGUAUUGUAUCUCUUUUUAUGCAAUCUGUUUUUACCACGAAACUAAAAUGAGUUGGUACGAAGAAACGCAAUAUUGCUUAAGCGGAGUUUGCUUUACAUCUGAGCAGAACAUUUUCAUCCGAGAUGAGUUGUAAACACCUUCCUCUAAAUAAUAUUAUCACUAUUGUUAUUUACCUUUCUUGAA